AUUUGUCCUAGCUGGAUAGUCAACCAUCACCCUCUUCCAAAUAAAUAGUCACUCUAUCCCAAAUUUUACUAAGAACUUUCCUAAGACUUUAUACUCCCAUCCCAUCAAAUCUGCUCACGGCUGCUCAAAUCCCUUUCUGUCUCUAUAUCUUAAGUUGCACUAAUUAAUUCAAUUACUUCAACUUGUCAAUAAAAUAACCUUGAUUCAUUCAAUGCCAAUGAAUAGUCCUCCUUUUUAAUCUUUACUUUUCUCAAAACAAUAUGAAACUCCUUAUUCAAAUCAAUGUGCCUACCAACUUGUUGCUGCCUUCCCACUAUAUUUUAAUCAUUCAAAUCCUUCAUUAUCUUCUUCAAAAUCUAAUCUUUACUCCAUUCAAUUUGAUUUUUCAACCCCCAUUAUUUAGUUUUGUUUCAUCUAUUUUUCAAAGAUUUAUCAUCUGGGUGAAGCAAAUCAAGCCUGGGAAUUGAUAUUGCAAUCCCAUUGUCAUUAUAGUCAAGUUUAACAGCAAAUUCAAGCAGGGAAUUUGAGAUAUUGGGCAUAUUUAUACUCUUUUGUAAGUCUUAUAAUACCUUUAUUCAUUGGAUUCAUAUUUUCUUGUGUUGAGAAAACUAUAACAGAAAUGGAAAGUUACAAACUUUUUAGUGGGUUUUGAUUGUUGAAUGUAUAGUCUAUCUGUAUUAACUUGCUUGUUAGAUUGAUUGGUGAAUAUGGCUCAUUUUGGGAAAGUUCAUUCCCCUUCCUUUGAUGGGUCAAUGCAUGGACAAGGUAUUGAAGUUUUGCCAUUUCAGACUUGUCAAGGGUCUUUAAGGGUUAUGUUGUUACAUGGGCAUUUAGACAUUUUGGUUAAGGAGGCUAAGAACCUUCCUAAUAUGGACAUGUUUCACAAAACCCUAACUGAUUUAUUUGGGGGUUUAUCUAUUAAAGGAAUGUCUAAAAGGUUAACAAGUGAUCCAUAUGUCAAUGUUUCUGUUGCUGGUGCUAUUAUAGCUAGAACUUUUGUAUUGAGGAACGACGAGCAUCCUGUAUGGAUGCAGCAUUUCUCUGUACCUGUAGCACAUACUGCUGCAGAACUGCACUUUGUAGUAAAAGAUGAUGAUGUAGUAGGUGCUCAGAUUAUAGGUGCUGUUGGGAUACCACUCCAUCAGCUAUGCUCGGGUGCACGAAUCGAGGGCACUUUUCCAAUUAUUAAACCUAACGGUCAGUUAUGGGAAACAGGAGCGGUUUUAAGCUUAUCGGUUCAGUAUAUUCCUGUGGAAAGGAUGAAUCUUUACCAUAUGGGUGUUGGCCCUGGUCCUAAUUAUAAUGGGGUACCUGGGACAUAUUUUCCGCUUAGGCAGGGGAACCGAAUUACCCUUUACCAAGAUGCUCAUGUUGAAGAUGGUAUGUUGCCUGAUUUUAGGCUUGACUAUGAUAUGCAUUAUGUGCACGGGAAAUGCUGGCGUGACAUCUCCAACGCUAUUUCUCAUGCUCGGAGACUGGUGUACCUCACAGGGUGGUCUGUAACACACUUUGUGAAAUUGGUUCGUGAUGCUCGAGAUGGCUCGGGUAUUACAUUAGGAGCUCUUCUUAAAGCUAAGGCGCAGGAGGGCGUUAGAGUGCUGCUCCUUGUGUGGGAUGACCCGACUUCAAACAGUUUUCUGAAUUAUAAUAUUCAAGGCUACUUAGGAACAUAUGAUGAAGAGACCUCUAAAUUCUUCGAAGGGUCGUCAGUGCAAGUAAUACUUUGCCCACGAUCUGGGAGCAAAGGGCAUAGUCUUAUUAAGCAGCAGGAAGCUGGAGCAAUCUAUACCCAUCAUCAGAAAAGUUUAAUUGUAGAUGCUGAUGCAGGUCAGAAUAGGAGAAAAAUCAUCGCUUUUGUUGGCGGGCUUGACCUUUGUAAUGGGAGAUAUGAUACCCCUGAACAUACUCUUUUUAGGACGUUACAGACGGUACACAAGGAUGACUAUCAUCAGCCAAAUUUCGCUGGUCCCACUGAUGGAUGUCCUAGAGAACCAUGGCAUGAUUUGCACUCUCAAAUUGAUGGCCCAGCUGCAUAUGAUGUCCUGAAGAACUUCGAGGAACGAUGGUUAAAGGCGUCUAAGCCUCGUGGGCUACAAAAAAUGAUGAGAUCUUACAAUGAUCACUUGAUUGACUUAGAUAAGGUUCCUGAUAUGCUCGGACUACAAGACUCCAUUCGAUUCAGUAAUGACGAUAGGGAAUCAUGGCUUGUGCAGGUCUUCCGUUCAAUAGACUCGAAUUCUGUGAAAGGAUUUCCAAAGGAUCCAAAAGAUGGGAUAAAAUUGCACCUCUUGUGUGGAAAGAAUGUACUGAUAGACAUGAGUAUACAAGCGGCAUACAUACAUGCCAUCCGUUCAGCCCAACAUUACAUCUACAUUGAAAAUCAAUACUUUCUUGGUUCUUCGUAUAAUUGGGAUUCAUACAGGGACUUAGGUGCAAACAAUCUGAUACCUAUUGAAAUUGCUCUCAAGAUUGCUAGCAAAAUCAGAGCAAACAAAAGAUUCGCUGCAUACAUUAUCGUCCCUAUGUGGCCAGAGGGUGAUCCUAAAAGCCUUGCCAUGCAGCGGAUUCUUUAUUGGCAGUACAAGACGAUGCAAAUGAUGUAUGAGAUAAUUUACAAGGCUUUAGAAGAAACAGGAAUGGACGGUAAAUAUGAGCCUCAAGAUUUCUUGAAUUUCUUCUGCUUAGGAAACCGAGAGGCUUCAUACGAAAUUUGUGAAAGAAAUUCCGUUAAUACUUCGAAUGGAAAUACUCCACAGAAACUAUCCAACAAGAAUCGAAGGUUCAUGAUCUACGUUCACUCGAAAGGCAUGAUAGUGGAUGAUGAGUAUGUAAUUCUAGGUUCCGCAAACAUCAACCAGCGAUCCAUGGAAGGUACUCGAGAUACUGAGAUCGCAAUGGGCGCAUAUCAGCCGCACUAUACUUGGGCUAGUAAGCAUGCUAAUCCACGCGGGCAGGUAUACGGAUACAGGAUGUCGCUUUGGGCAGAGCAUUUAGCGAGGGUUGAGGACUGCUAUGUACAACCCGAGAGUCUAGAAUGUGUGAGACGCGUAAGAUCUCUAGCUGAACAGAAUUGGGAACAGUUCGCUGCUGAUGAAGUUACCGAAAUGAAAAGCCACCUUCUGAAAUACCCUCUUCAUGUAGAUAGAUCAGGAAUUGUUAGUCCUCUUCCUGGGUAUGAGACAUUCCCUGAUAUUGGAGGGAAGGUCAUGGGAAGCUUGGGAAACUUCUCUGUUAUUCAAGAAAACCUUACCAUUUGAUCCACACUUUUAAUUAACAAAUAAGUGUUCAGUCAUUUCAGUUUUGAAUACUAUAUUUGUAUCUUAAUACUUGUCUCAUUUUGACUUUUUUUUCACAAUUGAAAUUUACUCAUAAAUCUUAAGUAGUUACUAUUUACAUAGGGAAAACAUAUUUUUAUUACAUUUGUUUGAUGCCUACUUUUAUUUGGUAUAAACUGAAACGAAUAUAUAUUAUUGUA
This is a messenger RNA of Amaranthus tricolor (Joseph's coat), 3475 nucleotides long. Its product is annotated as phospholipase D beta 1-like. Lineage: Eukaryota; Viridiplantae; Streptophyta; Magnoliopsida; Caryophyllales; Amaranthaceae. Gene Ontology annotation, molecular function: calcium ion binding; D-type glycerophospholipase activity. Gene Ontology annotation, cellular component: plasma membrane. The record is from RefSeq and is a predicted model, not a curated record. The coding region runs from base 708 to 3257 and encodes 849 amino acids. The transcript has 10 exons. Gene Ontology annotation, biological process: phosphatidylcholine metabolic process; phospholipid catabolic process.